UGAUCUACCCUUCUGUUACCGCCCACUGCCAGUGCCAGCUUUCGAGAGAUGGUCUACCCAAGAGACACGCGCAUUGAUGCCCCUGCAGCCGUCUACGCGCCUGUUUUUGAUUGGUCAACAACACCUUUAGCAAGAGAUUAUGAGGGCUACUACAUGAAAGUAUUGGAUGACGUCUUCACCCCCGAUGAAUGUGACGCUCUCAUCGCCUUGGCGGAGUCUGAUCAGACAUGGAAACAGGCCGCCUUGCAUUACGGUUUGAAGCCACAGGAAAGUUACGUAAACACGGAUUACAGAAACAGUGAAAGAAUCUUGCGAUUCGACCAUGAGGCUGCAAACCGACUAUAUGAACGCCUUCUCCCCUAUGUCCAGGAACUUUUGGAGAUUAGACCAGGGGGAGAGUGGGAAGGAGUUGUUGGCGCGCCUGGUAGAGUGGAAGGUGUUUGGAAGUUGAUUGGGGUUAAUGAGCGCCUUAGCUACCUGCGCUAUGGUGCCGGAAAUUUCUUCAGAGGUCAUUGUGAUGGCCAACUCCAGCUUCCUGACGGGCGCAAGUCCAGAGUGACGCUUCAAAUAUAUCUCGGGAAGGAGGGCGUACAGGGAGGCGCCACACGAAUUUAUAGCGGGAACGAAAAGCAAUGGGUUGAUGUUGAGCCCAAGCUGGGGAGAGUUCUGAUUUUUCAGCAGAGAGGUAUCUGGCAUACGGGAGAGGAGGUGACGAAGGGUUUCAAAUAUGCUUUGAGGACUGAUUUCAUGUUUGAGCACAAGGUGGAAGAGGAUUAAGCGUUUACAACUUCAAUUGUGCUUGUACCUUCGCUUUUCCGUCAAAUUGAAAAUGUGUUUCAAUAU
This is a messenger RNA of Laccaria bicolor S238N-H82, 843 nucleotides long. RefSeq lists its product as uncharacterized. Gene Ontology annotation, biological process: peptidyl-proline hydroxylation to 4-hydroxy-L-proline. The transcript is spliced from 2 exons. Gene Ontology annotation, molecular function: procollagen-proline 4-dioxygenase activity; iron ion binding; L-ascorbic acid binding. The record is from RefSeq and is a predicted model, not a curated record. Lineage: Eukaryota; Fungi; Basidiomycota; Agaricomycetes; Agaricales; Hydnangiaceae. Bases 49 to 777 code for a protein of 242 amino acids. Gene Ontology annotation, cellular component: endoplasmic reticulum.